AUGUCUUCCGAAGAGACGGACGAAUCACUGAAAUACGACCUAAGUAAGAACGUAAGUAAAAUAAGCAAUGAUGUAAUAAAGUGCCUAACCGAACCACAAUUCGACGCUAAAUGGAAUGCGAUUCCGUGUUGUUCAAACAAUGUUAGUAUAAGUGUUGUUGAUACCUCAGGGUUGGAGUUAGAUGAUACGGACAAUCAGAUAUCUAUUGUGAUAGAGGCAUCGGAUGCCGACGAGGAUAAGAUAGGUACAAAUUGUGAUAAUGUCAUUCCUAGUGUAGGUUCGAGCCAAAAUGUAGUUCCUGUGAGCAACGAGCUGAUGACGAGAGAGAGCCAGAAGCUGGUUAGUCUGUCUCUGUCUAUCCUGCUGGCGGCGUUGCUGCAAGCCAUGCGCUGUUUCGCCCAGUUUCUAGAGGAUAUUGUUGUGCCGCAGCGGUAAACUUUGUUCUCAGUUUCCGGAUACUAAAGUGACUUUUUUGUGUUCUU
Molecule: messenger RNA, 482 nt
Organism: Cydia splendana
Lineage: Eukaryota; Metazoa; Arthropoda; Insecta; Lepidoptera; Tortricidae
Exons: 1
Coding region: 1-435 (144 amino acids)
Source: RefSeq, a predicted model, not a curated record